Astrephomene gubernaculifera is the source of this 2145-nucleotide messenger RNA. The record is from the annotation of a GenBank genome assembly. Lineage: Eukaryota; Viridiplantae; Chlorophyta; Chlorophyceae; Chlamydomonadales; Astrephomenaceae.
CCAACUUUUGCUUGCAAACGUGUUAACUUUAACAUGCAAACAAAGCCUCUCCGGGUCUCGCAAGGCUCGCGACUUCUUCGUCAUCAAGUUCCGGUUCUCCCCAUGCGGGCCAGCGACAAGGGUUGUCCCGAAAUAGGUAGAAGCCUUGUAACCGAGUUGCAUAGUUUGAAUAAGGGGCUGUGUGGUUAUGCCCUAUCUGGAGGUUGCCAGUUGCUUGCGUCGGCUAUGUGACUAAGAGUAUAGCGACUAGCUUUCCAUCCGUCUGGGACUCUGUUUCAUAUAGCUAUAUAUCCGGAACGGUCUUUGUCAGAGCCUAUACGUGGGCCUAUGCGCGGGAGCCGGCCAGUCCGAGUCGGGCUAGUGGCGUUAACGGCAGGCUGACAGGGAGAUAACUUUAUCCUAGCGCUUGCGCCAUCGAAAAUGGCCCAAACUAUCCUUCCACUGCUGCUAGGCGCUCUGCUUGCCAUUUCGUCAGUGUCGGCUUGCAUUUACAAGUACGGGACCUCCCCGGACUCCCUUGCGGCUCCCCAUGGUGGAAGCCACUGGGACCAUGGGAGGAACGGAGAGGACUGGGAUGGCGUGGACGCCGCCGGCAAGCCCUGGAUUUGCAUGAGUGGAAAGCGCCAGAGCCCUAUCAACGUCCCUUUCAGCAAUGUGCUUGACAACACCGGCAGCCACGUUCCCAGCAGCUUGCAAACCAAGUGGUCCUACCCCGUGCUCGUAUCCAACGGCAGCAACAUCCAGGUCAUCAACAACGGCCACACCAUCCAGGUCGAGUGGACGUCCCCGUGGACUGGCAAUGCCAAGAUUGCUGUCCCAGCCAACGCUACCGACAACACCACCGUCACCUCCGUCCUGCACAUGAAGCCCGACGCUCGUGCCACCUACGUUACCGCCACUCCCUACCAGUUCCACUUCCACGCCACCUCUGAGCACCUCCUCGCUGGCCGCUACUUCCCUCUUGAGCUGCACAUUGUUCACAAGGUGACUGGUCUGCCCGGCUGCGCCAAGGGUUGCUACACCGUCACUGGUAUCCUGUUUGAGCUGUCUGACGGCGCCGACAACAGCGUGCUCAACUCCAUCUGGUACAACAUGCCGACCCGGGAGGGGGAGAUCAAGCACUUGCCCAAGGGCGCCCAGAUCGAGCUGGGCCGCCUGAUCCCCAAGACCUCUGAGCGCGACUACGUGACCUACGAGGGCAGCCUGACCACCCCGCCCUGCUCCGAGGGCCUGCUGUGGCACGUGUUCACCCAGCCCCAGAAGAUCAGCCGCGCUCAGUGGAGCCAGUACCGCGCCGCUGUCGGCCUGAAGGACUGCACCCUCAAGAACGCCACCACCACUACCACCGAGACCACCAACACCACCGAGACCACCAACACCACCUCCUCCGAGCACGUCCACCGCCACCACCGCCUGCACCGCCACCUGCUAAGUGAGGAGGCCACCACCAGCCACCCCGAAGACUACACCUGCGAGAUUGUCCAGUACGGCUCCAACUUCCGCGUCUCGCAGCUGACCUACGGCCGCACCAUCAAGGUGGCUCGCGCUAUCUAAGAUGCUGGGAGUUUAUCCUUUGUGACUCGAUUUAAGGACGCCAAGAGCUUUACCUGAUAUAAGCGAAGGCGUGAGCUAUUAUUUGGCGCAAGCUAUUAUGCUAAUAUGAAAGCAGGAGGUUUGCAAGCCUGCUGAGGUUCACAGCGCUGCCGGAAGGCCUUGCUGCUGCUGGAAGUAUCAAGGCGCACAGUUUUGGGGGGUUUGGUUUCGGAUUUUUUCCACAAGUGAUCGGAGUGAUGCAGGGUCCUGCACCUCGUGAAUAGGGUUUUUCCAGGUCUACUAAGGCGGCAUUUGUGAAACAGUAUGCGCCUUCCUCGACGAUGUGGGUUUUGGCAGUGCUUCGAUCUUCUCGGACGUGUGUUCGGACGUGUGUUCGUUAUUGCUCCCUGGCACGGUACGGUACGGCCAAGUGUGGGCAAAUAUACUAUCUUGAUUCGAAACUAUGCCGCUCUAAGUAAUUAUGCCAAUCGUGAUUGAGGCGUGCCAGCCUGAGGAUAGCUCUCGCAUGUCCCAGCCCCUGAUUUAUCACUAUUUGACCCUGUAACCCUGGGCAUGCGAAAAAAAUCUAACCCCGCCUUGCAAUACCUUACA